CCUUCUGCACUGGUUCGGUAACCAAGCGAUGGCCAUGGUGAGCGGGGGCUGGGGAGAUCCCAACGGGGGCACCAACGGGCUGGGGGACAAGAGCUACCUGAGGGGGGACGAGGAGGACGGCUCACCCCAGGCGGGGGGCAGCGACAUGGAAGCCGGCGAUGAUGACAAGGCUUGCGUGGUGGACUGUGUGGUGUGCGGGGACAAGUCCAGCGGGAAACACUAUGGUGUCUUCACGUGCGAGGGCUGCAAGAGCUUCUUCAAGAGGAGCGUCAGACGGAACCUCAGCUACACAUGCAGGUCUAACAGAGAGUGUCAGAUUGACCAGCACCACAGGAACCAGUGCCAGUAUUGUCGACUGAAGAAAUGCUUCCGUGUUGGCAUGCGCAAAGAAGCAGUUCAACGCGGUCGCAUCCCACCACAGCCGAGCCUCAGCCCCUCCAUCACGCCCAUAGGUGGCGCCAGCGGCCUUGGAGGCGAGUUCUACAAUAACAACAACAACGGAGGAAGUGGUGGAGGUCAGCCAGUGUCCGAGCUCAUUUCCCAGCUGCUGCGAGCCGAACCGUACCCCAGCAGUCGCUUUGGACACCAGUACAACCAACAGGCCGGUCCGGAUAAUGCCAUGGGGAUCGAUAAUAUCUGCGAGCUGGCUGCCAGGCUACUUUUCAGCACUGUGGAGUGGGCCAGAAGCAUCCCUUAUUUCCCUGAGCUGCCUGUGUCAGACCAGGUGGCCCUGCUGAGGCUGAGCUGGAGUGAGCUGUUCAUCCUAAACGCGGCCCAGUCGGCCCUGCCGCUCCACAUGGCCCCCCUGCUGGCCGCAGCUGGCUUCCACUCCUCACCCAUGUCCGCCGAGCGUGUGGUGUCCUUCAUGGACCAGGUGAGGGUGUUCCAGGACCAGGUCGACAAACUGACGAGGCUGCAGGUGGACUCAGCGGAGUACAGCUGUCUGAAGGCCAUCGCACUCUUCUCACCAGACGCCUGUGGUCUAACAGACCCAGUCCAUGUGGAGUCUCUGCAGGAGAAGGCUCAGGUGGCCCUGACGGAGUAUGAGAGGAUGCAGUACCCAAGUCAGCCUCAGCGCUUUGGACGCCUGCUCCUGCGCCUGCCCGCCCUGCGCGCCGUUCCCGCCAACCUCAUCUCGCAGCUCUUCUUCAUGCGCCUGGUAGGAAAGACACCCAUUGAGACGCUGAUCCGUGACAUGCAGCUCUCCGGAAGCUCAAUCAGCUGGCCGUAUGUCCCAGGACAGUAGCCCCCCUGACGGACGAGGUCUCCGUCUGGUAUUAGUGACGACAAGGACCCACAGGAAACCUCUUGACUCAUCACUUUCCAUCUGUGUGGUUAUGAAACUGCAGUGCCAGCUGGCCGUCAUAUGUACUGUACUGUAACCACUCUAUUCCCCCUCAUGAAAUGAGCCCUCUGUCUCCACGCGGGUCAACAGAGAAGAGAGGAGCCGGUGCCAGGAUGGAUCUGUCUUGUUGCCAGCCCACUCGGUUCUGGUGCCAGGUCUCAGGCCAGAGACCAGCUCCUCAUGCUGGGCUCCGAUAUGGCCACCACAGCCAGUCAUGUCACCACCCACAUGCCAUAGUGGCUAAAGACGCCACAGUUUCAUGUAGAGGGCAGCAGCACCCUGCUACAAAUACAUCUAGAGGACAAAUCUGUCCCGCCAAUGAAAGUCAGCAGAGCAGUUUUUCCCACACUGGGCUCAUUUUUCAUGGCUCACCAUUUGUGAUACAGCGAUCUUUAUAUCCACACACGUGAUGACAUUAUAAAACAGUAUCAUGAUGAUAAUAAACAAUCUGAAGCAUGAGGAAGCUGUGGAAGUGCAGUGGACUGAAUAUAAGACACAAUACAGGCCUUGCUGUCAGAGAUAACAUUCUGAAUUCACCGCUUCGAACUUUGCUCAACACUGAGGAGGAAGCAAAGGAACUGAUCAAAUGGAACAGAAAGCAAAAUAAAACCAAGGAAAAAUCACCAAAGUCUAUCAUAUCAUCCUUAAGAGAUGGUUUUUAAAUAGAAUAAUUAGCAGACGAAGCAGAGGGAGAGAUGAACGGACUCUUGUGGCCACCAGGUGAACGAUGCAUUUACAUUCAUCCACAGGGCUCACUGUUGCUGCAGUUGAAGAAGAAAGAGAAGAGAACGGACUAAUACCUCACUAGACAUCAGAAUGCUUUAGUCUGAUAUUUCCUAAACACAAACCUCUGUAAAUGUUGUUCACCAGAAACCGCCUUCUUUUUGACAACUGCCUUGUUAUUCAAUAUGAAUUUGGGACAGCGACAUGAAAUAUGAAAUGAGUCUUCUGAGCAUUGCAAACAUUCGUCUUGUAUCUUUUUGGGAACAGAUCCCCCCUCCAAAGUGAUUUUGUUCACUUGUGUUUUUCAAUAUGAGUUUUGACUGACUGAAUAUGGUGAAUUCAGCUACUAAGCAUUUGAAACUUUGUUUGGAUUGAGCUUUUCUUUAUUGUUGAGGAAUGGCUGGCUGACCUCAACUGUGGUUCUAGCAGAACAAGCAAUCCAAGACAAUAAGAAUUAUCUCAAUAAACAAGUUGGUGAUGAGAGUUAAAAUCCAAUACCGCCAGUUAAAUUACAGUUUACGUCGAUCAGUGCUGUUUUUUGGGAGUGAUGAUCCCUUGAUGUAUUGAGUUGUGUAUAUAUAUAUUGAGGCCAAUUUCGUCUUUUUGCAUGUUCAAAUGUUGUUUUGGAUCUCUGCUAAGUUUCAUUCUUUUACAUUAUGUAAUUCAAGGUUCAUUUAAACAUUGAAAUAUUGCUUUCACUGUUAGCUCCUAAAUGUUUUUUUCUAUAUGUAUUUACAUGAAAAUACCUCUUUCAUCUGUUCAGAUGUCAAAAAAGAAAGCUUACCUUCAUGCCAUUGCAGCUGAUAUGACACAGAUGCUCGUGCUCUCAUCUCUAAGAGUGUGAGAUGAUACUGUAAUGGGUGAAAAUCUGGUGGAAAAACUGCACCUGGGGGAUAUUCAAUGCCAAAACAAACAGUAUCUUUGACAAGUUUAAAGAAGAUGGGCCCUGAUUUGCUGGUCCACCAGGAUUUACCUCACAAGUGUAUUUCAAGAGGCGAGUUUACAAAAGUCAAAAAGAAAUGACAGCAUUUAGUCUUGAAAACAUGUAGAGGGUGUAACUCUGCUUCUUGAUCUACCACCGGGCCAUCUGAAAGUUGUUCGGAUAUUUUUCUCUUAGGCAACAACUCACACGAUCAUGUCAUUGAUGGAAAAAAAAAGAUAAAUAUACUAUUAAUGUUUUCUUAUCUUUGUGUUACUGAGUUUUUAAAGUUUCAUGUGUAUGGCAACGUUAUUAAAAGAAUCAAAGGAU
Messenger RNA from Acanthopagrus latus (yellowfin seabream), 3317 nucleotides. It is a transcript of the gene nr2f6a, whose product is annotated as nuclear receptor subfamily 2, group F, member 6a. The record is from RefSeq and is a predicted model, not a curated record. Bases 29 to 1246 code for a protein of 405 amino acids. Gene Ontology annotation, molecular function: nuclear receptor activity; zinc ion binding; RNA polymerase II cis-regulatory region sequence-specific DNA binding. The transcript is spliced from 5 exons. Lineage: Eukaryota; Metazoa; Chordata; Actinopteri; Spariformes; Sparidae. Gene Ontology annotation, biological process: anatomical structure development; cell differentiation; negative regulation of transcription by RNA polymerase II.